This is a messenger RNA of Mizuhopecten yessoensis (Yesso scallop), 6072 nucleotides long. Its product is annotated as cullin-3-A-like. The coding region runs from base 253 to 2544 and encodes 763 amino acids. The record is from RefSeq and is a predicted model, not a curated record. The transcript is spliced from 20 exons. Gene Ontology annotation, cellular component: Cul3-RING ubiquitin ligase complex. Gene Ontology annotation, molecular function: ubiquitin protein ligase binding. NCBI's taxonomy places the organism in Eukaryota, Metazoa, Mollusca, Bivalvia, Pectinida, Pectinidae. Gene Ontology annotation, biological process: protein ubiquitination; ubiquitin-dependent protein catabolic process.
CAUUAGUGUAAUUCGGUCAAUCUUGACACUGAAAAGAGACAAAUCUACACGGUCAAGAUAUAAAUUCCUUCCAUUUCCGUGUAAUUUGGACCAAGAUGGAGAAAAAUGCAUUUAAGAGAAUUCAGUAUGAAUUGACUUGUUUAUAAACAUUCACUUUGACUUGUAUUUUGGAGGACAAAUUUAAGUUAUACUGAAUAUAAUAUUUGUCGUUUCAUUUGCUUUGAACCUCCAUUUACCUAUCCACCAUCCAAAAUGAGUGGAAUGCGAACUCAGCCCCGAAAGGACACAAAAAUGCGGAUCAGAGCAUUUCCAAUGACAAUGGAUGAGAAAUAUGUCAACAACAUAUGGGCUCUACUGAAAAAUGCCAUUCAAGAAAUUCAGAAGAAAAACAACAGUGGACUAAGUUUUGAAGAACUUUAUCGAAACGCCUACACAAUGGUGUUACACAAGCACGGUGAAAAACUAUAUACAGGACUGAAGGAAGUUGUGCACGAUCACUUGGUUACAAAGGUACGAGAAGAUAUACUGUCAGCUUUAAACAACAAUUUCCUCCAGAUCCUGAAUAGUGCAUGGAAUGACCACCAGACCUCCAUGGUGAUGAUCAGGGACAUACUCAUGUACAUGGACCGGGUUUAUGUCCAGCAGAACAACGUAGACAAUGUGUACAACCUGGGGUUGAUGAUCUACAGAGACCAUGUAGUACGUCACCCAACUAUACGAGAUCACUUAAAAAUGACGCUUCUAGAAAUGGUGGCCAAGGAGAGAAGGGGAGAAGUGGUAGACAGGGGUGCUGUGAAGAAUGCAUGUCAGAUGUUGAUGGUCCUUGGUAUAGACUCGCGAACAGUCUACGAGGAAGAUUUUGAACGACCUUUCCUGGAACAAUCUGCUGAAUUUUACAGGUCUGAAAGUCAGAAAUUUCUUGCUGAAAACAGUGCCUCUGUGUACAUCAAGAAAGUAGAAGCACGAAUCAAUGAAGAGGCCGAGAGAGCAACACAUUACCUGGACAAAACCACAGAGGAACCUAUUGUGAAGGUUUUAGAAGAAGAGCUGAUCAGUAAACACAUGAAGACAAUAGUUGAGAUGGAGAAUUCCGGAGUAGUUAACAUGCUAAAGAAUAACAAAACAGACGACUUGGCAUGCAUGUACAAGCUGUUCAUCCGUGUGCCGGAGGGCCUCAAGACGAUGUGUGACUGUAUCAGUGUAUAUCUGCGCGAACAAGGCAAGGCCAUUGUCUCCGAGGAGGGAGAGGACGGCAAAAACGCCAUCACUUAUAUACAGAGUCUCCUUGAUCUGAAGGACAGAUUCGACCACUUUCUACAUGAGUCGUACAGUAGCGACAAACAGUUUAAGCAGAUGAUCUCCAAGGAUUUCGAGUUCUUCAUAAAUAUCAACCACAAGUCCCCCGAAUACCUGUCACUAUUUAUUGACGACAAACUUAAGAAGGGUGUUAAAGGGAUGACAGAGCAAGAAAUUGAGAUGGUUUUAGACAAAAGCAUGGUUCUAUUCCGGUUCCUUCAAGAAAAAGAUGUAUUUGAAAGAUACUACAAGCAGCAUUUAGCAAGGAGAUUACUACUUAGUAAGAGUGGAUCAGAUGAUUCGGAGAAAAACAUGAUUUCCAAGUUGAAGACGGAGUGUGGAUGCCAGUUCACAUCCAAGCUGGAGGGAAUGUUCAAAGACAUGACUGUAUCCAACACCAUCAUGGAGGAGUUCAAAGGUUUCCUUACCCGUGGAGAGGUUAAUUUGAAUGGAGUAGACCUAGUGGUGAAGGUUCUGACGACAGGUUUUUGGCCUACACAGUCGGCCACCAGAUGUGUCAUACCCAAAGCUCCAAGCAAGGCCUUUGAGGACUUCCGGAGAUUUUACCUUGCAAAACACAGUGGUCGCCAGCUGACGCUACAGCCCCAGUUGGGAUCUGCUGAUCUCAAUGCCACGUUUUAUGGCCCCAAGAAGGAUGAUGCUGGACAGUCAUCAGGGGCAAGCUCCAACUCCAAAGGACCCCGCAAACACAUCAUACAGGUGUCUACGUACCAGAUGUGUGUGCUCAUGCUCUUCAACAACAGGGACAAGUGUACAUAUGAGGAGGUGAAAAGUGAGACAGACAUCCCAGAGCGGGAUCUGAUGAGAGCUAUGCAGUCUCUGGCUGUAGGAAAGUUAGGCCAGAGGGUCCUACAGAAGGAACCAAAGACAAAGGACAUAGAACCUCACCAUGUAUUUAUGGUGAACGACCACUUCACAUCCAAGCUGUGUAGGGUCAAAAUUCAAACAGUGACAGCAAGUAAGGGCGAGGCAGAACCAGAACGCAAAGAAACCCGGACAAAGGUCGAUGAAGACCGAAAACAUGAGAUUGAGGCAGCCAUUGUGAGAAUUAUGAAGGCAAGGAAGAAGCUGCAGCACAAUGUUUUAGUUGCAGAGGUUACUGAACAACUCAAAGUGCGAUUCCUGCCCAGUCCUGUGGUAAUCAAGAAGAGGAUAGAAGGCCUAAUAGAACGGGAAUACCUAGCUCGUACACCAGAUGACAGGAAAGUUUACACAUAUGUAGCAUAAGGAGUAAUGAAGAGGACGCAUUCAUUGCUUAUUUACUUCAUUGGACUGGAGAAAGAUUCAGUCCGUAUCCUACUGGGGGAAUUUUCCAGUUGGCUGUAUACGGCGAAGAAUUCACCGAUAUGGCGGUCACAGCAAUGUCUAUCCGGAAGAAUGCGUUUCCAUUUAUAUAAUUCUGUCUGUAUUUUGGCAGCACGGAUGUUAUAGUGUGGAAACGAUUUUUGGACUACUGCGGUAAUACAGUGUGGUAUAUAGAUGUGAUAUUUCAACAUGAACUUAAACAAAGUUAUGAGGAAGUUGAACUGAACACAAAAAUCAUAUUGUGAGUGAGUGGGUUCUGGAUCUUGACGUUAUCUUACAUAUUAUGCAUGUUUGCAAUAUUAUGAAAGUGGUGUUUGAUGGUCAUAGACUGCCAACAUGAUGAGAAGUAGCGGGUGGUAAAACCAGGCGGGGAUAGUCUGGCAAUAUCCAUAGAAACCAGUGUACUGGACUGGGUCUACGGAAUAGUGAGGCUCUUUUGUACAGCAUAGAUCUACAAUGGUCUAGGCACAUGGACACAAGAAUGCUUAUUCAGUGAACUUAUUCAUAACUAUUAAAUUCGCUCCAUUGGUACAUGUGCAAACGAAAGAAAUUUGUGAAGUUGAAAGGGUCCCAAAAUAUGAAAUAUAGAUAUUGAUUUUUUUUUUUUUUUAAUUCAGAAACAAAAAAUCUGAGUGUCUGAAUGUAUGUUGAUGAAUUAUUUAUAUCUAUUACAUGUGAUUGAAAGGUCAUUAAAUAUAGAAUAUGUCCCGUCGAGUCAUUCGUCGGGUUUUGAGUUGAUUUUGUUGGUAUAUUCUGUGUUCUUUAAUGGAAUUCAUAAAUUCCUUUUAAAAAAAACCCAGAUUUUUUCUAAUACGUGAAUAAAAAACACAUGGUCCAGUAAAUAAACUAGCCUACUCUUGAAGUGUUUUGAUGUUACUAUGAUGCUGUUGAGAUUUUAAUGUUACCAAUGGAUAGCCUUAUUUUGACUAAAAUUUGAAUUGUUUCAGUCUUUUAUAUUUCAUGAGAUAUACACUUUCACAAUACACAGGUUUUAGGCUAAAUUGCCAUGUCAGUGUCGGUGGGGUUUGAAAUGAGGAAAAAAACGUUUUUAGAGAGUUGGGUAUUGGGGGAGGCCCAGGAAAACCUUUCUGAAUCCAACACCAAAUAAUGGAUAUACAGAGUCAUCAGCACUGUGGUGGAAUUGGAUGAUAUCAAAAGUACUGCUACCUUCCUUAUUUGAUUAAGAAAAGAAAGUGACAUCUUGAAGGAUUGCUGGGAAAGUUCUGUAAAAUGGAACAAAAGGCAGAAAAUUCAGUUGAAAACCUCUCCUUUAUACAGAAUUUCUGUGGUAUGGAUAGCUGUGAUUAGGAUUUUGUUUGGCAUUGAACUGAUCAGCCUAAGGGAUGUAGUUCCUUAAAAAGGAUUUUUUUCUGAAUACGGUAUGCAUGGGGAAUAUUAUGUAUUGAUUAAUAAUUGUUUCAAAGUGUGUAUGUUAAAAUUAUCAUUUUUUUUUUCCUCCCCUGGAUAAAUGAAGGCUGUUUGUAGGUUUAUUUUCAUUCAAAAUUUUAUCUGGGUUUUUGAAGGGUUUUCAAAUUGCCAUAUGUAUUAUGCUUUUGUCUUAUAGUAAGACUCCACAAGGAACUUCUAGUAUUCUAUUUUAACAUGGUGUGUAUCCAUACCUUACUUUAACCUCUGUCAGGUGGUCUUACCUAAGAUGUUGGAACUUGUAUCGCAAUGUUAAUAGGUUUAUUGAGAUUCGAAAUGAAAUGAUGAAGAAAUGACAACCGAAUGCUAAGACUAAGAAACUUGGCCCGUAUUCAUUAAACUAUUGUACUACAGUUGCUCAAGCUUUCAUCUUUAACUGUUGCACCACUGUAGACCAUAAUGGACCCCUCCAUACCAAUGCAUGGUAGAGUCUACUAAAGUUACAUAGGGGUGAAAGGGUUAAACCAAGGUUCUUGUUUACUUUGCCAAGUUCUUACGACAGAAUGAUAGUCUAACAGUUAAGAAGUGUUGUGAUACUGGGGUGUUGAGUACAUUGUAAAGUAGGUACAUUGUAUUGCUAAGUACUUAGCUUGUAACUGCUUUUACAAAAAGUAAUAGUGCGAGUUUAGGGUUGUCUGGUUGGGUGUUAGAAAUCUUGUGAUAAAUCCUGUCAGAAGUUUCGGGCUGUUGUAAAUCUUGUCGGUGUUUACUGGCAAUUAGGACCCAGUUCAGUGCCUGUUAAACUUAACAACUCGUAAAACUUAAAUCCGUUAACAAAAAAAAAAUGAAUGUAAUAUUUGUAAUUUAAAUGACCUGUAGAGAAUUUGGGAUGAUCAUCUGUAGAUAAAAUAACAAAAACUACUUGGAAGAUAUUUUUAAAAAAAAUUCAUUUUGAAAAUUUGUGUCAGUGACUCAUUAAGCUCAAAAUCUGAAAACAAUGGAUUUAAAUAUGAAGGAAUGAAUUGAUGUCACAGAAUGUCAAACUGUUGGUGUUUUCAAUGAAGGGAUGCAAUAGUUAAGCAUCACAUUUAUCUCACAAACACGUAUUUGUUUAGAUCGACAGAUAUUGUAUAGGGUUAACUAGUAUUCAUCUGCUUCAAAGAAAUGCUCCUCAAAUGUUGAAAAAUAAAACUGACGAAUGUCAUGUUUACAGUCACCAGAGUAGAUAACCGUCAACUGUAGGGUCCUAUGUAGUGUACGAUGUAUGUAGGUUCCCGUGUGAUGUGAACAUGGAUCUAGAGCGUUUUGAAGACAUCAACCUUACAGUCCAUAUAUACCCAUUAGUUGAUGAUUUAUCGAGAGAAGCAUAGCUGCUAGAAGGCUUGGUGGGUUUUCCUAAUAUAUUGAAAAUAAUUGACUAUUUACUAUGAAAUUUUAUAUGAUUAACCUUCCAAUAUUCUUUAAAAUUGCCAUUAUAAGCAAGAUGGUAAAUUAUAGUGAUUGCUUAUUAGGUUUAUAUCGUUGUAAAGAUGGUUAGUUCUGUAAUGCAAUUCUACAAACAUGAUUAAUUUUCAUCUACUUUUACGCAAAAAAUGUUGGGGUACCCAGUUUGCUUUGUCAGAAAUAGCAACAACUCUUAUCGUGCAGUUGAAGGUUAAGAUUUGUUCACAGAAAACCUGGAGCCGAAAUAAAAGGAACUGUUUGUUUUUAUUUAGCGUGAAGUAUUGGUAUUGAAAGUGAUCCUCUGUUCAGUGUUAAACCUCAAAGGAACUGUAGCAGUACAGAUAAUUUGUAGUGGUGGAUCCAGAGUCCAAUCUGACGGUGUUCUCAAAAAUAUCCAAAUGGAAAAACUAUAACCUGGGAUUGUUGGGGCUGAAGCUCUAGAUCUGCCACUGUUGUACUAGAGACUUUGUUGUGGACGCUGUGUAGGUUAUAUAGCUGGUAACAUCCAGAAGGUCCUCCAAUGCUGACUGUUAGAUGAUCAGCUAUGGAUUAGCAUUGGUUUUCGUUCCAGUGAAAUGUCCUAUAUUAAGUAUGCCGGUGGAUGUAUGUGAGUAUGAAUACAUGUGAUCUACAAACAGUGAA